Molecule: messenger RNA, 321 nt
Organism: Dictyostelium purpureum
Lineage: Eukaryota; Evosea; Eumycetozoa; Dictyosteliales; Dictyosteliaceae
Exons: 1
Coding region: 1-321 (106 amino acids)
Source: RefSeq, a predicted model, not a curated record
AUGACAGUAGUUUUAAAAAACAAUGUUCUUUAUAGACCAGGUUCAAUCAGUACUCAUGUAACAUCAGAUUCAACAACUUAUUUAGGUAAUUUUGAAGAGCGUGAAGAAGCUGGAAGUUGGAAGUUUUUACCACUUUAUACAUUUGUGGUCGUAUCUGGAGAAUGGAAGCAUAGAAGCAAAUUAACCAAAAUGUUUGAACGUCGUUGGUUAAGCAGAACCAACUAUAAUCAAUCUGGCAAAUUAUCAUUCAAUAGUAAAAGAAAACAAUUAGAUUUAGGUAAUGUAAUACCGAUCAGGAUAAAAAGGUCACUCAGUAAAUAA